AUAAUACAACGAUACUACCCAAGGCUUCUGAGCGCUGUUGACAGUCAUUUCCAUCUAGUGAGCUUUGCUUGAAUGGCGUGAUAACAGAGCAUCAAGAAUCGUUCGCCAUGGAACGUUGUGGUUCAGUUUUUCUGAUACUUACUGUGAUGUGCGUUUCCUCUUGGUCACUCCAGACAUCGGAGAUUCGUUCGUUACAAAAGAGGUCGUUGGAAGUAGCUGAUCAACUUCGUUUAGAAAACGAAUUAAAGAGAGUUAAGCGUCUUCAAGAAGAUGAAGAAUUGUCAAGGGUGAAGCGCUUUAAGGACCAUGAACUCUCGCGUCAAAAGAGAACAAACGAGAACGGCGAAAACGACGCUUUAAAACGCGUCAAACGUCUGAAAAGGGCAGUUCUGGAGAAGAAAUUAAAUGAGGAAAUCGCACUUCAUCGGAUGAAACGAGGAGAGAAACAUGCGUCCAAUAAACUGUCAAAUAGCGAGAACACGAAGCAAAAACACAAAAGCGUCAAGCAAGAUUUUAAGAAGAAAAGAAUGGAGAUGGCAAUGAAGAGGCACGGGAACUUGGGGAAACAUCGCGUCAUGAAAAAGGGCGACCCGAGAUUUCAUCACAUCCCACGUAACGGCCAUUUACGUCACCGGAUGAUGAAUCGGGGGAGAUUCCACGGAAAUGACCGUAAGCAUCAUAUGAGGAACAUUCUUAAACGCCAUCAUGUUCAACAUCAUCGCAGCGACGUGAAAGAGCCAAAGCGACAUAUCAAGAGGAGUUAACUCUUCUUCUUUUUUUUACAUAUGUGUUUAAUGUUUAAUGUUUAAUGUUGUUUUGACAUAUUUCUUAGCUGCUAUUUUCCGUGAAAGGGUCUCUUGUCAAGCGCACAUGUUAUUGAAAAAAAAAUCUUUACAGAAAUGUGUGAAAUUUGGUAUGCACACGUCUUUUUUAUAUCAGUUUGUACUAGUAUAUUUUUAUUUUAACGCAAGCACGAAGUUCACUCACCACGUCCAACAGACUUACAUUUUUUUUAUAUCUCUUUUUCAUGUUAUAUAGUCCGUGUAAUUUUAUUUUAUUUAAAAUCAUUUUAUUAAAAAUAAACAAUUCUUGAUA
Messenger RNA from Magallana angulata, 1095 nucleotides. RefSeq lists its product as uncharacterized. The record is from RefSeq and is a predicted model, not a curated record. The transcript is spliced from 2 exons. Lineage: Eukaryota; Metazoa; Mollusca; Bivalvia; Ostreida; Ostreidae. The coding region runs from base 108 to 764 and encodes 218 amino acids.